AGGAAAGCAGUCUUCGAGAGCAGUGGCGCCAGGGCUCGUUUGUGCACCACGUCGUCUUCUUCUCAUCGAUUAGUGUGUGACACCUACUACAACUCAUCAUAUUUCUGAAAGUUCAUUUGACCUAAUCAUUUGUUUCACUUUCUGUCUGAUCGUUUUAAUUGAUUAGUUUUUGGCGUUAUUAACUCUGACUGACAGUACUCUAAUCUUUCCAUGCACAAAAAUAUCAGUCCCACGUGCCAAGAAGGCAUUCGAGAAGCAUGCAUCACUUUGAAAAAUGCUUGUGAUCCCCAAGUACUUGACAAGGCUGCAAUCCGAAUGAGAGAGUACGAAAAUGAGUUCGGUCGAAUACUUUAUACAAUAUCAAUUUUAAUAAUGUUCUCAUUUGUCAUUAUUCUCCUAAUGGUACGAUCAAUUCGGAGAACACAAUCAACAGUUGAGAUGGAUUCGCUCCUUGAUGCUAUGCGAAUUCGAGAAGAAUUAGAAAUACAGGAACGUAAAAGAAGACGAUUGAUGAGAGCAAAAACCCAGGUGACUGCAUGGCUCGUGAACAAAAACAAAGAGAAAGGACCAGAAAAGCGAAAAGAUAGCGAAUGGAAGCCACUUCCAAAUGGAACAAGACCAAGAGGACAUUACAGCAUAUCAACAGUCACAUCAGACAUUCCGGAGAUUGUAGUAAGUGCUGACGACUGCAUACAUUCUGAUUUUCCAAAUCGUCCACAUACUCCUGCAAUCUCAAUGAUUUACGAUUUUGGAAUUGCGUCACCGGAUUUAAUAGAGCCCGAUAGCCGUAAGCCAUCAAUUUCCUCUUCAACAGCAAUUCCCAUGUCAUCUUCGUCAUCUUCAUCAAUGAAUUCAUUGAUUGAACCAAAUAUGAAUUCAAUAAAAUCAAAUCCUCGAACAUAUUCGCUUGACACAAACGCCUCCACGUCAUCGAGAACUCCUCGUGUUGAUUGUGACGAUAAAUCAUUUAGCUUAGACGUGUAAUUUUGUUCUCAUUUUUAUAUGCAUUACUUAUUUAUCUUCACCAUCUUCAUUAUUUUGUCCUGUGAUCGUCAAAUCGAUUCGAUUUUCAAUCAACUUGUCGUAUAUUUACACUGCUUAUGUACAUUGGAUGAUGACUAACAGUAAUUCUUUUUUUCUGGUUAAAAUUGAAAAAAAGAGAAAUGAAGUAUUUUAGAAACCGA
This is a messenger RNA of Caenorhabditis elegans, 1184 nucleotides long. It is a transcript of the gene mps-1, whose product is annotated as MiRP K channel accessory Subunit. The transcript has 6 exons. Bases 211 to 984 code for a protein of 257 amino acids. NCBI's taxonomy places the organism in Eukaryota, Metazoa, Nematoda, Chromadorea, Rhabditida, Rhabditidae. The record is from RefSeq and is marked reviewed.